AUGGGGUGGCUUCCUCGCAGCUUCCGAAGAAACCGCACAUCUAUCCUGUAUCUGGCAAUUGUACUUGCCCUUAUUAUAUUUACAGCACAUUAUUUUGAUGUGUUUUCUUCUGAUAUAGCACACUAUUCAAAAAGAUACAUAGUAACUGGACCUGGUGAGCAGGGAGUAGCUGUUUUUCUGCAAGGGGAGGAGGCAAAAACUGCAGAAAGUUUAAUUGAAAAAGAAGCAUUUAACAGAAUUGCUAGUGAUAAAAUAUCACUAGAGAGAUCUUUACCAGAUGUCAGGGAUAAAAAAUGCAACAGUGUCACAUACCCUAACGAUCUUCCAAAGGCUAGUGUUGUAAUAAUCUUCCACAACGAAGCCUGGUCACCUUUACUUCGUACUGUCCACAGUGUAGUUAAUAGGUCUCCGCCUCGUUAUCUGCACGAAGUUGUUCUUCUGGAUGAUUUCUCUGAGAAAGAUUUCCUCAAAGAGCCAUUAAAGAAGUACAUAUUGGAGACUUGGCCAGAAGGCUUAGUGCGACUAGUUCGAACACCGGAGAGAUCUGGUCUCAUAAGAGCAAGAAUAGCAGGGGCAAAGGCAGCAACCGGAGAUGUUCUCAUUUUCUUAGACUCCCAUUGUGAAGUCAAUAUAGGAUGGAUAGAGCCGUUACUGAGUAGAAUCAAAGAGGACAGAACUGUCGUUGCAUGUCCAGAGAUAGAUAUGAUUGACAAAAACACUCUUCAGUAUGGGGCCACAGGGAGUUACAGUGUUGGAGGUUUCUGGUGGAGUCUGCACUUCUCCUGGAGACCCAUGCCUGAACGAGAGACUAAAAGAAGGCAGUCUGAAAUUGAUCCUAUAAGAUCACCCACAAUGGCUGGAGGAUUUUAUUGUGACAAACCAUUACCUAUAUCACCAGGUAAUAAAGACACACAUGGCAUUAAUUCUAUGAGACUGGCCGAGGUGUGGAUGGAUGAAUAUAAGCGGCUGUUUUAUGUUCAUCGACGUGAUCUACUUUCUCAAGACUAUGGUGACAUCUCAGAAAGAAAGGCACUGAGAGAGAGGUUAAAAUGCAACAGCUUCAAGUGGUAUCUGGAGAAUGUCUACCCUGAAAAGUUUAUUCCUGAUGAGAAUGUGAAAGCUUGGGGAAUG
Messenger RNA from Candidula unifasciata, 1131 nucleotides. The record is from the annotation of a GenBank genome assembly. Lineage: Eukaryota; Metazoa; Mollusca; Gastropoda; Stylommatophora; Geomitridae.